Molecule: messenger RNA, 1282 nt
Organism: Mobula hypostoma (lesser devil ray)
Lineage: Eukaryota; Metazoa; Chordata; Chondrichthyes; Myliobatiformes; Myliobatidae
Product: phosphatidylinositol 4-kinase alpha-like
Exons: 9
Coding region: 329-1282 (317 amino acids)
Source: RefSeq, a predicted model, not a curated record
UAACUGGACUGUCCAAUUUCCCCCAGAGAUGACUCAUUGACCGAGCCAUCCAUUCUCUCCCGGAGCUGACUGACUGACUGAAUUUUCCAUUUUUUCCUGCAGCUGACUGACUGACUGAAUUUUUCAUUUUUUCCGGCAGCUGACUGACUGAUCAACUUUACCGUUUUCCCUCCCGGAGCUGAUUGACUGACUUUUCUAUUUCCCCCCCCGGAGCUGGCUGGCUGAGUUUUCCAUUCUCCCUCCCGGAGCUGAGGCCCAUACUGAGGUUUGAAUUCUCCUCGGAGCCAGUGGGCGGGCUUUGACGCUCUGACUGACUGGGCCGUCCAACAUGGCGGGGAAGGCGGCCGGCCGAGGCUUCUACCUCAACACCGUGCUCAGCCUGGCCCGCUCGCUGGCCGCGCAGAAGCCGGCUCCCAUCGAGAAGGUGGAAAAGCUGUUAUGCAUGUCCCCUGUGGAUUUCCAUGGCAACUUCCAGCUGGAUGAGCGACGGAGAGAUGCAGUUAUUGCACUGGGCAUUUUUUUGACGGAAUCAAACCUUCAGCACAAAGAAACCGUCGUCCCUUAUCUGCUCCGCCUCCUGAAAGGAUUACCCAAAGUACAGUGGAUUGAAGACAGCUCAGGGAGAAAACAUCGAGGAAAGCUUCCAAUUGCUGAAAACUUCAGCUUCUGCUUAGUGACUCUACUUUUUGAUGUAGCCCAGAAAGAUUCUACGUUAACAGGACAGAUUCUAAAGGCAAUAUUGGAUGUAAUGGAAGUGCUUUUGGGAAUGUGUCUGGCACCUCAGACUCAGGAUAAAGAAAACAUGUGCAGAUGCACGGUGCCAUGUUUGAUUGGAAUGGCAAGGGCAUUUGGUCGUUACAGUUACAUGGACGAAUCCCUUCUGUCAAAACUGUUUCCCAAAAUAACGGCACAAUCACUCAAGGCUCCGAGUGAGAUGGACGGACUGAGGAGGCGUUCCUUCAAUGACUUUCGAUCGAUCCUACCCAGCUCCCUUUUGACUGUCUGCCAGUCAUGUGAUAGCUUGCGGCAAAAGACCAGCAGUGUGACCAAUGUCUCCCAGGGGAGUCCAGAACGCUCAACUGCUGUUCCUUGCUCACCUGGAGGGAACAAUAUGCAGUAUUUUGAAGGUUCGUACCUACCAGAUGGUGGUGCUUUGGAUCCCCAUUAUUAUUUUUCAACCAUUAGUUCAAGUUUCUCAGUCUCCCCGUUGUUCACUGGCUAUAGUACAAAAGAAUUUCACAUUCCACUUGAAAACCUCCGACAGCUCCUACAAAUGCUCUAA